Messenger RNA from Dendronephthya gigantea, 2015 nucleotides. RefSeq names its product follistatin-related protein 4-like. Lineage: Eukaryota; Metazoa; Cnidaria; Anthozoa; Malacalcyonacea; Nephtheidae. The transcript is spliced from 4 exons. The record is from RefSeq and is a predicted model, not a curated record. Bases 497 to 1804 code for a protein of 435 amino acids. Gene Ontology annotation, molecular function: protein binding.
UUGAUGGCUGGUGACAAUCACAUUGGUCAUUGCGGGUGUCGGUGACGAAAGAGAAAUUUAUUCAAAAUAACAAAGCUCUUCAUUCGUCUGUGACAUAUGAGAAGUGGGCUUUAGGCGCUUACAACACGCAAAUCAAGACCGGGACAAGGAAUGACUGAAAAUAUCUAAAAUUGUCGAUCGGCAAAGCAUCGAGUCGCCCUCGCUUAAGUUCGCUCAAGGGAAGUCAGCAGGAAUAACUAAAGUUGCAAUUUAAUCAUUAGUUUUUCAUACGCUUAGCAACAUUAACAUCUGCGAUUGGAUUGUAUUUUAUUUGUUUAUAUUAUCGAAAAAGCUUCGAAUAUCACAUCGGUAACCACCAGGACUUGAGAUCAAACGACCAAAUUCGUAGCCUUUUGCAUAAUCUAGCAGAAUUUGGCAGAAUUUCACGCUAUCAAAAUUGUUGGACUGGAUAGUUGGGUUUGAAUAGGCAUUAACUGUAAUACAAUAUAUUAUUGUUAUGACGCCACGUGUUCUGCUCCAAAUACUGGUUAUCUACGGAAUUCUACACGGUCAUUCGAUUACUACUUCAGCGGACAUAGGCAAUGUGUUCUAUGUUCUGGGGACUGAUGGUAUUUACGUGAUAGAUCCAGUGGCGAAAAGUGUUGUUGCCAAUAUAACAGACAAAACAGCACCGGGCUUGUGUACCAAGAGAAGCGGUUCAAGUGACAUUUGCUCGUUUGGUCUGGCUUGCGCUGUUCAUGAGACAGUUUUUGUCGCGGAUAGAAGUGGACGUGCUGUGCAUUUGAUCGACAUCAAAACAUACAAGAAGAUUAAAACCAUUCAGACAGAUUCUUCACCAUUCGAGAUGUUGUGUAUGCCGUGGCGCAAAGAAGUCUGGGUAUCACUUUCUUCUGGUGGGUUUGACGUCAUCGACACUGAACAUCGUACUAGCACCCGUGUUGCGCAUGCUCAGCUCCCAAACGAUGAUAGAGACAGGAUACUUGCCGACCAAAACAUGCUCAAAGGAAAGACGGGCUUCGUCACAACUCUUAAAGAUUCCGGCAUCCAUGAACUGAACUUGGAAACGAAGGACUACACACGCUUUCGUAACUUCUCAAGGUAUGGCUGCAGUGGAACAUACGGACAGAGCAUUGUGUAUAACUCUUAUAACAAACAAGUGUACGUGCGUUGUAAAAUCAACGAAAAUGCGACACUCGCACUAGACACACUCAGUGGCGCCACAAAAAAAUGGUUUAUUUCCGGCUAUCCGUUUGUUUCUCCUAACGGUCGAUAUGUUAUGAUAACUGAUGCCAUCAAUCGAAUAGAUAUUUUAACCGUGAAUAAAACAGGAUUUAAAGCCAGUCACACGAAACUUGCAAUCCCCGGUGCAGUUUCUAACCCAGUUUUUUACCGCAAAGGUAACUCCUCGGUUAGUUACUACGUAUUUUUUUCUCUUGAUCACGCGGACAAAAUGAUGGUCGUUGACUUGGACUUGGCGAAAAAUGCGGGCAACAUCUCCGCUGUGAAAUAUAUCGAAGGCGUCAACUCCUUCUUCGGAAGAUUUUACAACCUGUUUAUCAACGAUAAAUGGAUCAUUUACGUCGUAGACGCUGACAACACAGUGGUUAUUAUUAAUGCUGAGACCCAAAAGAUUCAUGGGAAGAUUAAAGGGGUAAACGGAGGACAUUGGGCAGUCUGGGUUUCUAGGCCCAGCGCCAGCGCGACUUCGGAGCCCACCAUGACCACUACUAAUGGAAAUUCUGGUGUAGGUCGCCCGAGCUGUUUCACUUUUCUUGUCUUUUUGCAUGUUUUUAUACAGUUGUGAAAUAACUUCGACAAACGUUUAUAGAAUUUAAAAUAUACACAAUAUCACUAAUAAAAGACAUCUUUGGGUACUUUACUUAAUAAAACAUGUAUUUCAAAGCAAUAUAAUUAUACAGACUGAGAGAAACGGACUAAUAACAUUUGAGACGCAUUACAGCCAGCUUAAUACCAUUAGUUCUAAAGCGGUAAAAGAUACCGGGGGGUUCAAAAAU